Molecule: messenger RNA, 1029 nt
Organism: Ogataea angusta
Lineage: Eukaryota; Fungi; Ascomycota; Pichiomycetes; Pichiales; Pichiaceae
Exons: 2
Coding region: 1-1029 (342 amino acids)
Biological process (GO): phosphatidylethanolamine biosynthetic process; phosphatidylcholine biosynthetic process
Cellular component (GO): cytoplasm
Molecular function (GO): choline kinase activity; ethanolamine kinase activity
Source: RefSeq, a predicted model, not a curated record
AUGUCCUCGCUCGCGGCCAGUGCCACGGCCUCCCAGCCCAACUCAGGCUCCGAUAUGGAGUCCCAGAGCGCCUCUGGGUCCUCGUCACUGUGCGACGGGGUCCCGGGCACCCACAGUCUCCAGACGUCCGCUCUUUUGAAUCGCUACGCUACACAUGCGUUGUAUCUUCCCAACAUCUACAUCGAGCCGUCCAACACAGGUAACCACGAGGAGACCAAGAAGAUGCUGUGCACCAUUUUCCCCCACUGGAACGACGAGUCACAGAUCAGCGUGAAACAGUUCACAGGCGGCAUAACCAACAUGCUGCUGGAGUGCACGAUGUACCACCCAAACACAGAAUCACAUGAAAAAGUUCUGGUGAGAACUUAUGGCCGCGGGACAGGCAUGAUUAUUGACCGCGAUAGAGAGUUUGUUUCGCAUCUGGUGAUCAACUCGGUCAACCUGGCUCCGCCUAUCCACGCCCGGUUCGGGAACGGGCUGGUGUACGGCUUUAUAGAGGGACGCUCGCUGGAAUUCACAGAGCUCGCCGAUGAGCAUCUAUACCCAUUGAUCGCCGCCAAACUGGGCCAGUGGCACCAGCAGGUGCAGGUCGACGCGAUCGAGGAGUGUCUGGCGAAGCUGCGCCGGGAGUUUCGGGGCUCCAAGCCCGAAUCGAACGCUUCUGACCUGUGGUCUGUGAUAUCGAACUGGAUCCAGCUACUACCAGAGAUCGAGGGAAUCACCAGCAGCUGUGCGCGGAACAUCGACAUCCGGGAGGUCCAGGACCCUCACGCGUCGCUGGGGGACGUUUUGAAGGCAGAACUGGCCUGGCUGCACACCCAGUUGCACUCGAAGUCGCCGUCGGUGGCUAGUCAUUGUGAUCUGCUGAGCGGGAACGUGAUCAUCUCCGAGGACCUGUCGGAGAAACUCAAAGCGGGCCUUUCGGCGUCUGACAUGGAGUACUACAUGCAACACAACCCAAUAGCAUUUAUAGACUACGAGUACAUGGUGAAGGCACCGCGGGCGCAGAAAGAUCCAACCCCUUAUUGA